Trichosporon asahii var. asahii CBS 2479 is the source of this 1563-nucleotide messenger RNA. Its product is annotated as D-arabinono-1,4-lactone oxidase. The transcript has 2 exons. The coding region runs from base 1 to 1563 and encodes 520 amino acids. Lineage: Eukaryota; Fungi; Basidiomycota; Tremellomycetes; Trichosporonales; Trichosporonaceae. Gene Ontology annotation, cellular component: membrane; mitochondrion. The record is from RefSeq and is a predicted model, not a curated record. Gene Ontology annotation, molecular function: FAD binding; D-arabinono-1,4-lactone oxidase activity.
AUGGCGUCGACCUCGGGUCCGACACCGAACACGACGGCGUUCCCCGUGUCGCAAUCCUCGGUGCCGGCGACGUUGACGACUGACCUUGAGAAGAUCGACACGGACCUGCUCGAGCGCAACCUGGAGGCCCUGAUCGAGCCGCCGGCAAAUGCCUUCUUCACGAACUGGGCGCGCACGUUCGAGUGCCGUCCCGAGCGAGUAUACGCCCCGCGAACGCCGGAACAGUGUCGCCAGAUUGUCGAGCUCGCCCGAAGACUAGGCAAGAGCCUGCACCCCGUCGGCGUGGGACACUCCCCGUCCGACCUGGGAUGCACGAACGGGUGGCUCGUGCGCAUGGAGGGCGUGAAUGGCGCGCUACAGAUUUCCGCCAAGAACGAGACGGCAAACUUCCGUGCCGGCACGACGCUGCAUGCCGUGCAUGCGGCGCUGAUGAAGAACGACCCGCCGCUCGCGCUGCGCAACCUCGGCUCGAUCUCUGACCAGACGAUUGCCGGCCUGAUCUCGACGGCGUCGCACGGUUCCGGCGUCCAGUAUCCCGUCGUGAGCGAGGACGUCGUCUCGCUCCUGCUCGUCCUGCCGCUACCUGGUGCGCCUGUUGUGCGCGUGUCUCGCUCUCAAGACCCUGAGCUGUUCCGCGCUUCGCAGUGCGGUUUAGGUGCGACUGGCCUCAUCCUCGAGGUCGAAAUGCGCGUUGAGCCGUCAUACCGGCUCAAGGAGGUCAAGGAGGGCCGGCCGGUGGACGAGGUGCUGGACAACCUCGACACGAUCAAGGGUUCAGCCCAGCAUGUCCGUGUCUGGUGGUACCCCGAGGGCGGCAUGGUUGUCGCCCGCGCGAACCGAACGUACGAGCCCGCCCAGCCCGUCAAGAGCUGGUGGGGCGAGUUCCUCGGCUUCCACGUCACGCAGUUCCUCCUCUUCGUCAGCCGCUACGUACGGAGUUUCACGCCGUACGUCGGCAAGUGGGCUUGGAACCUCGCCAAGGCGGGCGGUACGACUAUCGACGAGGGAUAUCGUGUCUUCAACUUUGACUGCCUCGUGAGUUUACCGCAUCUGUCCGCAGCUUCAACGGUCCUUUCGCAAGCAAAAGCUGACAGCCAGUUCCCUCAGUACACGUCUGAGUACGCUCUGCCUUCGUCCGCCGCCGUGCCCGUCCUCAAGGCGCUGCGCGAGUACCUUGCCGACAUGCGCAGGGACGGACUGUACCCGCACUUCCCUGUCGAGAUCCGCUGGUCCGGCCCCGACGACAUUCCCAUGUCGCCCUCGUACGGGCGCGAGACGUGCUGGAUCGGUAUCGUCCAAUACAGGCCGUACGGCCUCGCGGUGCCGUAUCGCAAGUUCCAGGCGGGCUUCGCCAAGAUCUGCGCCGAGCACGGCGGACGGCCGCAUUGGGCCAAGGAGCACGAUCUUGGUCCCAAGGAGAUCGAGGCCAUGUACGAGAAGUCGGGACAGUGGAAGGAUGUUGUGAAGCGCGUCGACCCCGAGGGCGUCCUCCGCAACGAGUACAUCCGGAGACAUUUCGAGGGGGACGCCAUUCCCGCCAGGUUGUUCAAGAAGCGUCAGUAG